GCUGGAGCAGCUGGAGCAGCAGCAGCGCGCCGCCCCGGGCCCGAGCAGUGCGCGUGAGUCGGCGGCAGAGCUGCUGGGCGCGGCGGAGACAGAGCUGGAGGUGCAGGUCAGACUGGGCCAGGUGACGCCAUUCGGCACCGACCUCUCCAGCGUCACCGCCGACCCGCACAGCGGCUCCCGUUCGGUUGGCGAGGCGGUGAUGCGGCAGCAGCAGCAGCAACAUGCUGUUGCCGCAGACGACAGUCUCUCAGAUGAAGGCGCUGCGUAUCCACGCCAGCCGGGGAACCUGUCGCGCGAAGCUGCGCAGCGACUCGACCGAGCUGCCAGCCAAACGGACGACGAGUACGUGCCGUCGGACGGGGCCGUCGACGAAUCAGACGACUCGUACGCCCCCUCCGACGGGUUGCUCGACCAGUCGGAGGAGACGGCCGUGUCCAGUGGGGCGGCCCGCAGCAGCCCGGCGGUGGCGCGGGGCCAGAAGCGGAAGCGGGCGCCCAAGGCUUCCAGACCCUCUGGGGAAGCUGCAUCCAAGAAACGGCGCCGCCGUGACGAUGGUGACGCGGCGGCGUUCGCGGCGCGGAUCCGAGCUUGGCGCACCGAGCGGCGUGAGCAGCGCCUGCUGCGCAUCGAACAGGGUGUCGACGACGAAGAGGAGGAGGAGCGCUGUGUCGAGUUCGAGGGAGGCUUCCGGUGCCCGGCGGCGCUCUGGGACCGGCUGUUUAAGUACCAGCAGGUUGGAGUGCGCUGGCUGUGGGAGCUGCACCAGCAGAAGUGCGGCGGCAUACUGGGCGACGAGAUGGGCCUGGGCAAGACGGUCCAGGUGGUGACCUUUCUGGCCGGCCUCAGUCGCAGCCGAGUCAGGUGGGGUGGCGAGCGCGGCCUGGGAGCCGUGCUCAUCAUGGCGCCGGCGACUGUGCUUCACCAGUGGGUGCAGGAGUUCCACACCUGGUGGCCGCCGCUCCGCGUGGCCGUCCUGCACGAGUCUGGCUCACACUCAGGCCAGCCCAGCCAGGGCAAAUAA
Molecule: messenger RNA, 1021 nt
Organism: Pollicipes pollicipes
Lineage: Eukaryota; Metazoa; Arthropoda; Thecostraca; Pollicipedomorpha; Pollicipedidae
Product: DNA excision repair protein ERCC-6
Exons: 7
Coding region: 200-1021 (273 amino acids)
Biological process (GO): transcription-coupled nucleotide-excision repair
Cellular component (GO): nucleus
Molecular function (GO): ATP binding; ATP-dependent activity, acting on DNA
Source: RefSeq, a predicted model, not a curated record